This is a messenger RNA of Trichoderma breve, 798 nucleotides long. RefSeq lists its product as uncharacterized. The transcript has 3 exons. The record is from RefSeq and is a predicted model, not a curated record. Lineage: Eukaryota; Fungi; Ascomycota; Sordariomycetes; Hypocreales; Hypocreaceae. Bases 1 to 798 code for a protein of 265 amino acids.
AUGUUUGAGCUGCCCGAUGCAAAGAGAGUCCGACGGGAGGACCUACAUGCAUCGGAUGAGUCUUCGUGGAGCGAGAGUGAAGGAGAUGCAGACCGGGAAGCAUGGCUUAAUGCGCAAAUCGCCAAAGCUCUUGGAAUAGACGAGAGUGCAUUUCGUGCGCCGAAACCACAGGACACCUUGGCUGGGCCUAGCAGGCCUCAGGCUAAUGAUGAGUCUGCAUCUAACGAAGGUGCCGAAGCUGAGGAUGAAGCCUACACCUUUCGGCUCUUCAGCACGGCUGGUCCGGCACCAAAAGUUGUUCUUGAAAAUCACGACAGAAUUGUAGAAGGCAAACUUGCCAGAGGCAGGCCGUUAUCAUACUACCUGGUAACAGACCUGUCACCGGAGAAGAAACACCAGUACGAGAUGGCAGCAGUGAGCGGAGAAGACAUCCUUGCGCGAUCUAAAAUAAGAGAAUGGGGUCUUGAGCUCCCCUGGCGAGUCACAAACAUCAAAGUCACGAGAAAAGCCCGCCCCGGGGAAGGGGUGAAUAUCACAGGUGCCGACGAUGAGCAGCAAGCGAAGAGGAAACGGCUGGGGAAGAAGAGCAGAAUAGCAAUGAGGAAAAAAGCAAGGGCGAAGGAGCAGGCUGAGGCAGCAGCGAAGCAGAAGAUGGCUGAUAAGGAGGAGCAGGUGAAAGAGAAGAAGAAGAGAUUGAACAAGUUGAAGAAGGCGAGAAGAAAGGCAAAGAGAAAGGCUGGGAAGGGCGAGAAUGGCGGAGGUGAUGAGUCGGAGGACGGCUCUUCCGAUGAAGAGUAA